GGGAAGGAAAGAGAGAGAAAGCCACUGGAGUUGGGUAGCGUGGGAAGCUGUGAAAGUGGACAAGCAUAAAGAGCUUCCAAGGAGUAGAAACAGCAGGAGCAAAGAUGUGAACAUGGGAAAACCUCCACAGUAUCUGGGUGACUGUGGAGUUUGGCUCUGUUUGAGCACCCGGGGAUGACUGCUGGUGGUGUGUGGCUGAAGGUGAAUGGGAACAGUGCAUUCAGCAACCAGGCUGCAAGAGUGCUGCAUGCCCCUUAGGAAUUGGCUCCGGCCAAGUGCCCUGGCCUCCUUUCCUGGAGCAUUUUGGUUUUGACUUGGGCCCCAUGUCCAGUUCUGCCCUGACUUGUGGGUCCACCUUGGAAAAGUCAGGAGACACCUGGGAAAUGAAGGCACUAGACUCUUCCAGACUCGUUCCAUGGCCACCCAGAGGCCUUGGGUCAUCUACCCAACAUCCCAAAAAACCCAACUGUGCACUGGCCUCAUGCCAGGGGCCAGAUGUUCUGCCAGGAGCAGCCUCUGCCCUCCCAGAGCUGACAUUUCAGGGAGAUGUGCGCCAAAGCGAGACCUGUCAGAGAUAUUUACAAACAGCCAUCUCUCUUGACAUCGCUGCACCCCAAAUAAAUCUUCUGGGAAGACCCUCUUCACCUCCAGCUCUCCUGAUACAGCAAGACAGUUGUGAACAAGUUAUUUAUAACUCUAUACCUCAAUUUCCUGGUAUGGAAGAUGGGGAUAAUGAGAGGACCUGUGCCACAGGAUGGUUGUGGAGACUGUAUGAGGAUAUAGGUGCUGAGCCCAGUGGCACAGGGUACAGCCGUUCAAACCAACUGACAUUUAUUGAGGGCUGCUUUGUCAGGUCCCUCUCUACAGUAUACUCCAACACACACAAACACACACAGCUGUAAUCAGUGAGAAUCCUGCAACAUCUGAGAGUCUGGCAGCUUUUGUCUGGGCCUUUGCACAUGCUAUGCCCUCCCUUCCAUCCCCCACCGGGGGUGACUCAUAGCCAUCCCUUUCUGCAUCUCGUCAGAUAUCACUUUUUCCAAGAAGCCUCCCUGUCGCACCAUUUCCCCAAUAUCACAGAUGAAGGAAAAAAGACUCAGAAAGGUUAAGUUACUGGCACAAGGUCACACAAUCCAGAUCUCAUACUCUUAGCCCCCUAGGAACCUUACACUGUAUUAAAUGACAUCAAUUGAUCAAUUAAUGGAAAGAGUGGGACGCAUGCAUCUCCUGAUCCCCGAUCCUAUACAUUUUCAUCUCUUUGUUGUUUCUAUCAAAGCCUGCUAAGUAACUACUUUUCCUCUAGGUGAGUGCCACUAGGUGAUGAGGUGAGGUAAUCAAAUGACACAAAAGAGGAAGGAGUCCACCACCAGGGUAGGUGCAGUGGAGCAAGUCUUACAAUGUGCAGGAUUAUAACUCCAGCAAUGACCCCUAGGCUCAUGCUCAUUCCCCAGGUGGCAGUUUCAGAACACAUUGCUCAGGUCUCACCCUGUAAAGGUAGGUACCAACCUUCUAGUAAGCCAUCAGAACACACAAUGCCAAGAUCUUACUCCAGCCACCUGCCAGGACCUGGGGGGCAGGAGGAGAGUUCUCCCUACAUUGUCUCAUUUUCCCUCCCCUUCUGCAGUGAGAUAGACCAUGUCCAGUGCUCAAGAGUUGACUGGCCACACUGGGGAGUUUGACCACAACCUUGGGCUCCAUAUGCAUGGAAUGAGGUUGCCUGCAAUUGUCCAUGAGGCUGCUCCCUCAUUUGUCUGGGUUUAUGCUCCAGUGCUAUCUCCUCAGAGACCUUCUCUGACCAAAGCCAGCUCUGCCUCCAUCCCAUCACUCUGGAUCUCCUUCCCCAGCUUCAUCUCCAUUACACUGGCCACUCUCCCUCACAUCUUAUUGCUGAUCUAGUUGUCUGCUGUCCAUCUCCACCACUGGGAUGUAAACUCCACAAGGGAGGAAUGCUGUCAGUUUCCUUGACUGCUGUGUGGUCAGUACCAGGGCAAUGCCUGGCACAGAGUAGCCCUCUCUCCCUAAAUGUUUUUGAAUAAAUGAAAAAAAUGAGC
This is a messenger RNA of Macaca mulatta (Rhesus monkey), 2051 nucleotides long. It is a transcript of the gene SPATA12, whose product is annotated as spermatogenesis associated 12. The record is from RefSeq and is a predicted model, not a curated record. Lineage: Eukaryota; Metazoa; Chordata; Mammalia; Primates; Cercopithecidae.